This is a messenger RNA of Tyto alba (common barn owl), 4147 nucleotides long. RefSeq names its product coiled-coil domain containing 96 (gene CFAP184). Lineage: Eukaryota; Metazoa; Chordata; Aves; Strigiformes; Tytonidae. The record is from RefSeq and is a predicted model, not a curated record. Gene Ontology annotation, biological process: cilium assembly. Gene Ontology annotation, cellular component: ciliary basal body; axoneme.
GCGGCAGGGCCAUGGAGGCGGCGGCGGGAGCCCCGGAGCGCCGGGAACCGAGCCCCGAGGAGCCGGAGCCCUACGAGCCAAAGAAGCCGGGGCCGGAAGAGCCGGAGGAACAGGAGCCCUGCGAGCCAAGGAAGCCGGGGCCGGAGGCGAGGGCGCCGCCGGGGCUCUCGGAGCCGCCGGAGCCGGAGGUCGCGGCGGGGCCCAGACCUGAAGAGCCGGAGCCCUGCGAGCCAAGCAAGCCGGGUCUGGAAGAGACGGAACCGCCGGGGCUCCCGGAGCCGGGGCCCGCGGCAGCAGCCGGCGGUGCCGGGGAGGAGGCGGCGGCGAGCGGCAGGGACGGUGCCGCGGACGAGGCGCCUCCCGCCGCCCGCGCCGAAGAGGCCGCGGGCCCCUCGGCACCGGCCACUGCCGGCGGAGCGGAGCGGAGGAGCGGCGAGGCGGUGGGCGAGGAGCCGGGCGUCGCGGAGGAGGAGAGCGAGGAGGAGCAGCGGGAGCGGGAGGCGCUGCUGGAGCAGCACCGCGGGCUGGCGGGCGAGCGGGAGCGGCUGCGGCAGGCCAGCGCCCGCCUGCAGAUGCGGCUGGGCGAGCUGCUGCGGCUGCGGCAGGGCGAGCGGCGGCCGCGGGCCGAGGCGGCGGCGGGCGGGCCGCAGCGGUACGGCCAGAGCCUGCGGCGGCUGCGGGAGCUGCGGGAGGAGCGGGAGCGGGAGGCCGCCGCCUGCCAGCAGCAGGUGGAGGCCCGCCGGCGGGCCGGCGAGGAGCGGCAGGCCCGGGCCCGGGCGGAGUGGGCCGCCUUCCAGGCCCGCAAGAAGACGGUGGCCAGCGGCAGCCUCGGGCGGCGGCGGGGCGGCGCGGCGGUGGACCGCAUCCAGGCCCGGGAGCAGGACAAGGAGCAGCGAGUGCGCCAGGCCCGCGUGGAAAACAUCAAGCUGAAGCAUGAAAUCCAAAACCUUGAAACCAUCUUGAAGGCUGAGGGAGAAGGGGUAGAAGGUCAACACUUUGUGGACUUUGAGCACAUGAAGAAAGAGAAUCAGACACAGCAAAAGAUUGAUGACCUUAGUGAUGAAAUUCAGAAGCUCAAAAAGAAGGUAUCGAACACGGUACAUAUUCUCAGCCAGUUUAGGGAAAAACUGCAGUUUGUGGAAGCUGAAAACCAAGUCAGGAAGGCUGAACUGAUGAACAUUGAGACCAUCUUGUCACAGAAGAGAGUCAUUCUGACUAAAACAAAACAGGCCAGAGACAAGCUGCGAAGGAGCAAUAUGAAACUGCAGCAGCAGUGUGGGUUGCUUGGAAAUGAGAUACUGCUUCGGGACUUAGAGGAAAAGGUGGAUACUGUAGAGCUGCUAAGCCAGCGCUUGGAAGCACUGAAACGUCACCAUGCUGGGCUGAUCCUUAAUUGCAGGAGAAUUCAGAAAAAAAUCAAGGAAGCCAAUGCCUCUUUCCUUGCUGAGGAUGGCCACAGAAAACAAAGCAUGGAAAAGUAAUAGACAAGAGUUUUCCACAGUCCUAAUUCUUAACGUGCUUCUUUUUGGCAAGUCUUGGUGAAUACAUUACACAUGUACUCCUCAAAAAGCAUUUUCUAAGUGUCAGUAUUACGCAUUCAGUGAAGAGACUCCAGUAGUUACUAAUUUUGAAUGAAACCAGAUACAUGUGCCUGUCUUAAAAAAUACCUCAAACAUCUACACUUUUAGAAAACCAUCUCACCAUUCAGUCCUGCAAGACCAUGGCAGUACUGUAUAAGCAGAGAACUCCUCAUACCCUAACUCAAUCCUGAUCCUGCCACCGUCUGUAUGGAUUUUAUAAUUUGGUAUCGACUUGAUCUCUACAAUAAAUACACCUGUCAUAGGGCAGAGCACAGGGGGUGAUUUUCACAGAUAAGGCUGAGAACUGGAGUGAAGCUUAUGACCCGAGAACAGACAAUAUACUACAUAAACUAAAUAAUUCACCUACUCUCUAAAUAUACUUGGCUGCCAGGUUUGCCUUAGUGGUGCACAAGAAGAAAGGUUUAUCAUUUUAAGAAUUAUUUUUAUAGUAUAAAUAUAUACAUAUUACCACUCAAAACCACAGUUUUGCAUUUUUUUGGUCUUUCAGCUUUUACUGUUUUAGGGUGUACUCAGCCUUGUCUUCCUCAUAGAUGGUGUGUGAAGAGGUGGAAUAGUGUAAGCCCAUCACUGUUUUAGUCCAAUCUGCACUGCUCGACUACAGUCUGUCAGAAUUCCAGACAAAAAGACUGAAGAAGGGGAGGGAGCGACAAACAUUUACACAUCUGUGACUGUACAGCUCACAGAGCUUUAGUUACAGGAAGCUGCUUCCCUUUUCAAAAUAGCAUGUUCUUUAAACUCCUGUUUCCCCAUGGCAAACUGUCUAUGAGACUGAUCUAUAUCCUGCAGCUCUUGCUGCUGCUAGUGUAGCAUUAUUUUUGAUUUAAGGUGUGGGAUGGAUGCCAAGAAUAUAGAAACAUCUUAGGACAGUAAAACGUUGGAGCUGUGACAUGCUAUGUUCUCAUUACUGAAGGAACUGCAACUUUGGCAGGCUCCUUACAGGCCACCACUAGCUGAUAUGCCCAAUUAUCCAAUCAGUCCUACUGAGUUCAUUGUUAAUUUCUAUUUGUGGUAUCAUUACUUUGCUUAGACAGAUGCACAAUCUUUAGUCCCAUUUUUGGCAGUCAGUUGGGUAUUAAAGGCCCAGAUUUAAGGGCUCAACAGCUGUGAAUUUUGCAAGAAAGGCGGCACGUCCCAGUGGGAAGGAAGAAAAAUGGAGUCUUUUGGUUUUCCACCACACGUUGGAAUUACACCCCAUGGGACCCGUAUUGCUGAGCUGCUGGUUCUAGUUCCGAAAUAAGUUGCAUAUGCUUUUAAGCAAAGUACACAAAUCACUGAAUGCACUUACAGGGGGAUAAAAAGUAGAUGAACUUACGUAAAGACAUUUAUAGGAAUGGCUUACACCUUUCUCUUUUAAGUCAUCUCUGAAGUAGGUUUUCUGAAUUGCCAGGAUAUUUAAAAGACAAAACAUAAUUAAAGGGGUGACUACACUAUUGAAGGCUUAAAUCUUUUUCUUUUGUCACAGUGAAAUGAGAGAUCAGUAAUCUCUUACUGCAAUCAUGCAAUAGCAAUUCAGUUAUAUUCUUCUAAGGCCCUCACAGUUCUGCAGAACUAUUGCAUACACAGUGGAACUGUGCAAGCUCUUGUUUCACUAAUGACAGAUUUAAAUAUGAUACUCUCUAUCUUCAGUAGCUCAAACACUGUACUCAUGAAGAGACAUUACACAACUAAUAUUCAAAAACCUUUCACAAAAUACUAGUAGAUCUACCUCUCUCUGUUGUUGCUGAAUAGCAAAAGGAGACAACUGCCAACCACGUAUCUUAAAAAAAGAAACACCAAACUCAGUACCUUUCAUCUUCAGCCUUGUACUGACAGUGAGCUCUUCUGCUGAAAGAGUGGCUAUUGCACAAGUCAAGCAACCUCCUCGUGUUCCACAAAACUGUCUUCAGAAAUAAUUAAGAAUGAUCAGCAGUCAUCUCUCUAAGAUAAGUUACUUUUACCUGUUUCGACUUCUUAAAAAUUCCUGCCAGGAAAAUUCUUACACUUGGUGCUUCUGAUUUAAGAUACAUAAACCUUCCUUUAACUUGUAAAACCCUAUCAAGCAACAAAUGUAGACAGAUAAAGGGAGGAGAAGCAGGGAAGGUAAAUCUUGGAUGCUUUUCGUUGCUGCAUGCUUGGCAUCUGGAGAAUUCAAGAGUUUAGGGUGCCAGUGAGGUCGAUGGUAUAUUUCCUGAACUGAGUAUUUCUACUGAAACAAAUACAAAGACAUUUGCUUAAACUUCACGUGCUGUCUCCAGGACCACUUCUUUUUUUUUUUUUUUAGCACUGAUUUCUUGAGACAAUCCACUGCUACCCCAGACUUCCAGAGCACCCUGAGAUUGAAGAUCAAAGUUUCCUCAAUUUUCUUCCAACAAAUACAGGAAGACAUUCUGUCAGGAAGCAGUGAAGACAAAUGUCAUUUUACUUCCUAAUCUCAUGUGCUGACACGCAGGGAAGUAUUUCACUUCUCUUCGAACAGACUGGAAUUAGUACUGAGAAAACAGGUAAGGAAAAGUAAAUCUGUUUUUGAACCAUUUUGUCCAACUCCUAUAAUAUAUACAACACAAAGC